CUUUGGGCGUCGCCGGCUGGGUGCUGCUGGGCCUGGCGACGGUCGCCUUCGUGACGCUGGUCGGCCUCCUGGUGGACACCGUGCGCCACGUGGUGCGCCACUGCCACCCGCGCCACAAGGCCACCACCUGCGUCGUGCUCUCCGUCUACCCGGUCAUCGGGCUGUGCAGUUACCUGGGCUUGCUCUUCCAAAAGGCUAACAUGUUUCUCGACGCGACGGCUCAGCUGUGGUUCGCGCUGUGCAUGUGGCAGUUCCUCCAGCUGACGCUCUCCUAUUUCGGCGGCGAGUCUCGCUUCGUCAGGAAGAUGGAGGGGACGGUGCUGCCUUGGAAGGGGCCGCCCUGCUGCUGCUGGCCCUGUUGCAUCUGCUGCCCGAAGUCGACGGUCAUCAAGCCACAGAUCCGGAUGGUGAAGAUCCUGGUGAUGCAGCAUCCGUGGGUCCAGCUCAUCGUCUCCAUCUUCCAAGUCACGCUCUGGAUCGAAGGCUGGUACACCCACAUGGACAUGCGGCCCAACAACGCCUACAUCUACAUCUACCUGGUGACGACCACCUCCUUCUUCUUCGGUCUGUGGGCCUUCAUCGUGGGAUUCAAGGCGUCCCUCCGGCAGCUGCAGGAGUUCCACUACACGCCCAAGAUCGUCGCCUUCCAGCUGACGCUCGUCUUCCUGCGCCUCCAGGCCAUCAUCGUCAACUCCAUCUUGGUGCCGUCGGGGGCCAUCCCGUGCCUGCCGCCCAUCUCGCCCAAGGUCUUCGCCAACAGUCAGUAUCUGUGUUCACGCCAGACAAACGCUACCCAUUCCUGCGGUAGAUAUUUGGAUAGAUGUAUUCCUAUACAGAUAGCUAGAUAGAGAGGGAGAGACUGA
Molecule: messenger RNA, 863 nt
Organism: Penaeus vannamei (Pacific white shrimp)
Lineage: Eukaryota; Metazoa; Arthropoda; Malacostraca; Decapoda; Penaeidae
Source: RefSeq, a predicted model, not a curated record